GUCUUGGAUAGGUCGCCUCUAGAGCAGGUUCGACUUCAACAAACUGCCAUAACAUUUAAUAUAAACGUAAAAAAUUCUGACAUGUUGCUGAUACUGACACUGUCAUUUGAUGGUUUGUUGCAGGAGUCAGGAAGGUCAAAGGUAUCCCUGAUUUCUUUCACAAGGCCUGUUUUUUUUUUUUUUUUUUUUUUUUUGAGUCCAGAAAUUGCCAAGCGAGGACGUUCUAAUGGGCCUUGUACAGGAGACAAAUCUUUGGAAUGAGCUGUGUGCAGGCGACGGUGUCGCCUAUGAUGCAGACAGUUAUCAGAUGGCGCCGACCGUCUGAGUUCGAGUCCUGGAGGUACUCGUCUGACGCCAACCCGUGCAGCAACCUCCUCGGCAACGCCUUGUGUUACAUCAUCUCUGGCACGUUGCUGUUGGUGGUCGGGGUCAUCAUUACUUCUUUGACAUUCCAGAACUUAGACGGUCAGAACGGUGAGAACAAAGAAAGGUAUGCUGGUCCUGUGCUAAUUGCCGGGGGCGUGCUGGUCAUGGCCCGGGGCGCCCUAAGCCGCUUGUGGCCCCGCAGGAGAACUCUGUCAGCCCGCCGAAGGUCUUUGCUUCGCCGCUAUGUCCAGGAGAUCUACAGCAGACCAAUAUUUGCCUUAGAGAACACGUCAACAUUCAGUCUUUGUGAUUUGGAGGUUUCUGACUUGUAUCAUGUCUCUUCAAGGUGGGUCUUUCCAAAACUUGGAAGAAAAUUCUCUACACCACAAUGGAAUUUUCAUGUUGAAUUUAAUAAAAAGAAAAAGAAACAAGACACUGAUGAAAUAGUGCAUUUUCCUGUCUAUCAUAGUAUACGUGACCUUUUAAGAGGCAAUUACUCAGCCUUAGAAAUCUCUAUUGCUCUUUCACUCACUCACUAACUCUCCUGCUUCCUCCAUACCUCUGAUUUUCUCGUAAUGUAGAUAAUAGUUCGAAUAAAUUCAAUUUUGAUCUCCCAUGU
This is a messenger RNA of Aplysia californica (California sea hare), 985 nucleotides long. RefSeq lists its product as uncharacterized. The record is from RefSeq and is a predicted model, not a curated record. The transcript is spliced from 4 exons. NCBI's taxonomy places the organism in Eukaryota, Metazoa, Mollusca, Gastropoda, Aplysiida, Aplysiidae. Bases 258 to 905 code for a protein of 215 amino acids.